Molecule: messenger RNA, 2123 nt
Organism: Boleophthalmus pectinirostris (great blue-spotted mudskipper)
Lineage: Eukaryota; Metazoa; Chordata; Actinopteri; Gobiiformes; Gobiidae
Exons: 7
Coding region: 68-1210 (380 amino acids)
Molecular function (GO): protein binding
Source: RefSeq, a predicted model, not a curated record
UCUUUUCCCCCUCUGUGGUCCAACCUGCUUGUAUGCAACUUUUUACUCCUCCAAUCUUCAUUUUAACAUGGAACAGUUGAUGACGGGCCAAGAUUUGAUUUCUCAUGGUCUGAGGUCUCUGCUUCGUUCAUGCUUCAUCCUCUUCUUGUCCAUCAACGGGUCGAUUGGGAUCUCCUGCUACACCACUCUGGAGUCUGUGGAUUUAGGAUGCCUCCUGCGGUGGGAUUGUCCCAAAGCCAGUCCUAAUACAACCUUCAGCGUGCAGACGAAGAAGCCGGGGGACCCAUGGAGGGAUGUUUCGUGGUGCAUUUGGGUGUCUUCUCGCACUUGUGACGUGUCCCAGGCGGUCUCCAACUUUGAGGGGUACAGCAUGAUGCGCGUGGGGGUGCACCUCAGCCCCAGCACCACCGUGUGGAUGAAACCGCGCAAGUUCGACUACACAGACUUUACCUUCAGUGCGCCCUCCUUGUCCUUGUCUCUACAAGAAGAUCAGCUGCUGGUCAAGGUGCAGUUCCCGUGUGCGACCAGCAGGCGGUGCUCUGCGCGACGCUGCUGCCCCAUCACGGAGCUCAUCGACCCCUUGACCACCGUGACGCUCUACAACAAACUCAGCGAGUACCAGAGCCGUACAGUCUGGACCUAUGAGACCUUAUCCUUCGUGGUGUUCUCUGGUUUAGCUGCAGGUCAGAACUACUGUGCUGUGGCCUACUUCUCUUUCCCCAACAUCAACAUGACCUCCUCCCCCAUGUCCAGCCCUCAGUGCAUCCAGACUGUGUCCUAUACAGGACUGGUGCCUCUGGUGGCCAUAGGGGGCGCUCUGAGCCUGCUGCUACUGCUUCCUCUUUGUGGAGUGUUUCUAUGGCGACGAAGACCAGCCGGAGCCUCACCAGCCCCCAGCAGUCAGCCCCAAUCACCGCCACCUAUCCACGAACCCGUCUCCUUGGUCCCCUUCUCCAUGGUUCCUGUCAACCUUGAGGAUGUUCACAUUGAAGUCAGUUAUAAAGAGUCCUCAGAGUCCGCCUCAACCUCCAGUCUGCACUCCACCCCUACCUCACCCAGGCUCACCUCAAAGGAGCUCCAGUCCAGGGCUCUGUACUGGGACAGUGGUGGGACCAUUGACAGUAUGAAAAACAACACUGCAGCACAAUUAGUCACUAUGAAGGCAUUAGACUUGUCAACUAAGCCUUAUAUAGACCAGCAUUUGUUGUAAUGGAAUGGAAAAGUAAAUUGAAAAACAUUUUUGGAUUACAUGUUAUUGUAUAUUAACGUUCUAAAAGUUUGAAUUGCUGUUUAAUUGCUGAUGGGCUGAUUCCUUUGGCAGAGAUGAGUACAGGUGGAGGAGAGUCUUUGUUCCAAAUGACGGAGUUCAUGAUCUCGGGCGGAUGUGAGAUGGACUGGUGGAUCUGUUGUGGUAAAGAAGGAGCUGAGUCCAAAUUCAAAGCUCUCAAUUACCCGGUCAAUCUACGCUCCUGCCCUCACCUGUGAUCAUGAGCUUUGGGUAAUGACCAAAAGGACAAGAUCGUGGAUAAAAGCCAUUGAAAUGAGUUUCCUCUGAAGGGUGGAUGGAUUCUCCCUUAGAGAUAAGCUGGUUCGCAUGAGAGGAAAUUUUAGUACAGCUGGUCCUCCUCCACGUCCAGAGGCGCCAGCUGAGGUGGCUUGAACAUCUUUCUGGAUGUCUCUUGGUGUUCUGAGCAUGUUCCUCUGACAGAGCCAUGAUGCCAAUGAAGGAGCCUCUCCAGCAACAGUGGUGCCCUGUGCUCUCCUCUGUAUCUGCCCCCGCUCCACUGUUUCUGCCAGGAGUUUCUGUUCAUUUAGCUCUCUGCUCCAGCGCCUGUCCAAAGGCGCGUGCAGCCCCACACGUGGACCUCGCUCUAUCAGUUUGUUUGUGUCUGACUCACCACUGCCUUUGCUCUGGGGCUGAUGGCUUCAGUUUGCCUCUGUUUUGCUGGGUUUGCACUCUUUCUGCAACAUUGGGGAACUUUAAGUAUGAUUCCAACCACUUUUUGACUCCGUCUGUGCAGAAGCUCCAUCUGUGAAACUGAAGAAAACAUUUCCACACUACAACACAAACUAUGGAUUCAGUUGUUAAAGAGAUGUUUAAAAUAAACAAAACUAAUUUCUAA